Ostreococcus tauri is the source of this 1338-nucleotide messenger RNA. Its product is annotated as Glycosyl transferase, family 25. The transcript has a single exon. NCBI's taxonomy places the organism in Eukaryota, Viridiplantae, Chlorophyta, Mamiellophyceae, Mamiellales, Bathycoccaceae. The record is from RefSeq and is a predicted model, not a curated record. Bases 1 to 1338 code for a protein of 445 amino acids.
AUGGUGUUGGUGAAUGGAUGCGUCGGUACGGCGACGACGGCGACGCGGGGUGGGAUCAGGGCGUAUUACAUCAACGCCAGAGGCGCCGCCGAGCGCAGAUUAGCGAUGGAGGAUGGGUUUCGGGCGAUCGGGACGACGCUCGAGCGCGUGGCGGCGACGGAUGCCACGCGCGCGAGCGAGCUCGUCAGAAGGUUCGAGACGAGGACGUGCAAGCGCAAGGGGUGGGCGACGAGCGGGGACGAUGGCGUGGAGAAGUUUAGUGGGACGUACCUUGAGCGAUUGGGGAGGACUUUGUCGCACUUAUCGGCGAUCUACGAGGCGGCAGACGCCGGGGCGGAGACUGCGCUGGUGUUGGAGGACGACGCGUCGCCCGAGCUGAUGGCGACGUGGAUGAGCGGUCUGGAGGAGUACGUCUCAAGAUUACCGGAGGAUUGGACGUUGGUUCAACUCUCGGCGCUGGGAGAAUCUUCAGCGAUUAUGAAACUCUUCUACGACUGGCAAAGAGAGCGCAAGACUGCGCCUGGACGGUACCUUUCAUCGCUGCCGAAAGGCAUGAGACGUUUACACGGCACCCAGGCGUAUCUGAUAAGUAAGCGAGGAAUGGAUAGAUUAGUGAAGGCGUAUCGAGCGCCCGUUACGAAGGAGGUGGACGUGUGCUCGCUGACGUGCGUUGAAUUUGAUGAGUGCGUGCUAGCCGACGGCGUCAAACUGGACAACGGCUUUCGGGUCGCGACGCCACCGCUCUUCAUCCCUCACGGUCGUGACAAGGGACAGAAACAGGGCAACACGUUCCACGAAGUGCGAGAUAUGAUGUACAGCUGGGCCGCCACGCUGUCUUUGACGAAAGGAAUGUCGGCAAACAUGUUCAUGGAUGGUAAGUUGAUUCGAGCGGUGUUGCGCGAAGGCGUGAAAGUUCCGGAUAAAUUGACUCCGAACUCGUUCCACGAGCAUUUUAACUACCACUGUAAGCUUAAUCACGGUGGUGGUGCGAGAUGCGCGAUCAAGAGGAGCUACUUGAAGAAUCAAAAACCACCACCGACUUUCCACGCCAAGGAGGAGGAUUCAGACGUGGAAGCGGGGGAAACAGCUAGCAGCGGGGUCGAGUCGUCGCUCGGUAGCGUCGCAAUCCCUCGCCAAAGUUUAUCACUGGACGGUUCUUCAUCUCGUCGAACUGCCUUGUUGUCUCCGGCGUUGUUAUCGGUGUACAUCUUCGCCGCCGUCGCGCUCGGCAUGCUCGUCGCAACCAACAGCGCGCGCGUCAAAAACGCGUCUCUAGAGGAGCUUCGGUCCAUCCGAUCGACAACGAUCGACGCGCAAACUGAAGAGUACUAUUCUUAA